Molecule: messenger RNA, 1449 nt
Organism: Erigeron canadensis
Lineage: Eukaryota; Viridiplantae; Streptophyta; Magnoliopsida; Asterales; Asteraceae
Exons: 2
Coding region: 1-1449 (482 amino acids)
Source: RefSeq, a predicted model, not a curated record
AUGGGUUAUGCUUUUGGAGGUAGUUUCAACAAGAUUACACCAAAUCAAGGUUUUGAGAUUUUGGAGGCUAUGUUAAAGGAUCAUACGAGCAUGGAUGAUCAAAGGUUUUUGACGAAUGAGAGUCGGUUUAAAAAAGGUACUAAGGAAAGGAAAGUUGCAAGGGCCGAGGCUAGCAACAAUUCUGGAGUUAUUAAAGAGAUUCAGGCCUUAUCUGCUCGUAUGGAUAAGGGAUUUGCAGCUCAGGAGUCUCGGUUUGGGUAUCUUGAACGGGAUGUGAAAGUACUUGCUGAUGGAUGUGAUCAUUGUGGUGAGACACAUUAUUCUGAGGAUUGUCCCAACCGGGGACCUGAAGAUGUCAACUUUGUGCAGAAUCAACAAGGAGGUUUCCAGCGCAACACCGGUUUUCAGAACCGGUCAUUAGGUAAUAACUCUUAUAACUCUUCUUUUCCUGCUAAUACUACUCGUUUUUCAGGUAACAGGUGGCAAAGGAAUAAUUAUCAAAGUCAGUCACAGCAGCAGGAGACUCAACAAAGCCAAGGAUCAGGUUCGUCCUGUUCUACUACCAAUCCUAAUGCCGAGUUGAGAGAAAUGAUGAAGCAGUUGAUGAGUAAUCAAGUGGAGACAAACACUAGUAUUCAGAAUAUCCGGGAGGAUACUAGGGAGUUGAGUGAGAGGCUGGACAAGAUCAAUGGUAAAGUGGACAUGAAUGCUAAGAAUCAGGAUAUCAACUUCAAGGAUCUUGAGAGUAGGAUGGCUGCUAUCACUAAGCCCCAGGGUGCUUUGCCUAGUAACACUCAGCAGAAUCCAAAGCAGAAUCAAGGUCCUAACAAUGGACUGAAGUACACUCCACCUCCAAUUUGUCAAGAGCAUGUAAAGGCCAUUACUACCAGAACAGGGAAUGAAGAUGCUGAUGUUGAUGAGGAGAUUGAAAUGGAGGAUAGUCCAACUGUGAAGAAUCCGGUUACUCCACCGAAACCGGCUGUGAUACCCGAGGCUAAGCCAUACAAGCCCAAGGUUCCAUUUCCACAGCGGUUCAGAAAGGCGAAGUUGAAGGAACAGUAUGAUAAGUUUGUCAAUAUGAUUAAAAAUGUUCACAUUAAUGUUCCAUUGGUUGAUUUGAUUCAGGGAAUGCCCAACUAUGCCAAGUUUAUUAAGGAACUCGUGACGGACAAAGGAAAGAUUGAUGAGGUGAAGGCUACAUAUCUUAAUGCCGAGUGUUCUGCUAUCUUGCAGAACCAAAUUCCACCUAAGCUAGAGGAUCCAGGGAGUUUCCUUAUAACUUGUUCUAUUCGUUCUCUUACUUGUAAGGCACUUGCUGAUUUAGGUGAUAGCAUUAAUUUGAUGCCUUACUCUGUUUGGAGUAAGUUGGCUUUAAGAAUUUUGAGACCUACCCGUAUGAGUAUUAGAUUAGCUGACCAUGCUUUUCAGUAUCCCAUUGGGAUCGCUUAA